Molecule: messenger RNA, 1872 nt
Organism: Leishmania mexicana MHOM/GT/2001/U1103
Lineage: Eukaryota; Euglenozoa; Kinetoplastea; Trypanosomatida; Trypanosomatidae
Product: putative Golgi/lysosome glycoprotein
Exons: 1
Coding region: 1-1872 (623 amino acids)
Source: RefSeq, a predicted model, not a curated record
AUGUUCCGAAUGAAGUCUCUGAAGCUUCUGGUGGUCAUCGGUGUGUCGCUGGUCCUCUGCUCCACCCUUUCCCUGGCUACCGAAAAUGGUAAGAGGCUGUAUCCCGCGUGCGGAGUCACAGAGCACACCACCUCGGCCAGCUCACAGGUGGCAUCAACCCUAUACAGCUUCUCGGGCCGCACGCACAGCUUGACAAUGACCUGCCUGGCGUACGAGGUUGUGUCUGUGCAAAACGAUCGCACAGAAGAGGACUACUGCCUUGUUCAGCAUCAGACCGAGUACAUGUACGCGCUCACCGUUCAGGCAGUCUACACCGCUGACAACGGCGCUACCGUGGUGCGCAAUUUCUCGAUUCGAGACAUGAGGGGCGGAUCCCUGACAGAGCUGACAACUACGAUGCCCACUCGCAGUCGAUUCUCCAUCCUUUUCACCAACCUAGCGACGGACCCACGGUGCAACCUGCGUGUACGUGCACUCCUUUCUUACGAGAUGGAGGACAAGUCUGGGGCGGGGAGCAGCAUACCAACUGUGGUAGCAGUGUCACCACACACAGUGUACUCGAAAAGCCCCGAUCGCAGCUUUCUUGUGCUCGACCACGGCGUUGGUCAGGUGCCGAACAGCACCGAUAUUGUCUCGCUUGUCGACUUCUCGCAGGGUACGUGCGACCGGCCGGAUGGCGACGUGAUCUACAUGGACUACUACACCACAAUACCGACCACAGUCCAUGUCGACGGCAACCGGGCCCAGUUCAGCGUGCGUGCCACCACCUUCCACGACCCCAACACAUACCGCGUGUGCUACCGUGCGCAACACAGCCAGGUGACGGCGCAGAUAGGUGUCAUCACUGUGUAUGCUGGGAACCCGGCGUACUACGACGUCGUCGGUGGUGUCAACGAGAAGGGUGAGGUGCUGGUCGGCACUGAGACGACCAUCAAGUUCUACGGCUACGACCUGGACACCCGCAAGAACGGUGACGAAGCCAAGUUUGUGGAGUUUACGAAUGAGUGCGAUACGGGCAGCCCCGCCGGUGGCGUCCCUCUUGCCAACGACUUGGAGCCAGAAGACAACUACGGACCGAACACCACCUACUCUCUGUGGAAGUGGACCAUGACCGAGGGCGGCUCCUACAAGGUGUGCUACAAGCGCAACGCAGUCAAUGUGUGGACAGAGGUGCCGUUUAUCGAGGACGUCGCCAUCGCUGAUAGACCCGGGGAGUCCACCACCCAGGCACCUGUCCCCACACCGACGCAUCCCUCCACACACGCGGAGUGUCCCAUGGCGACCGAAACGGCGGAGCACCCGUGGUUCAAGUUUAAGAGUGCCAAGAUCGUGCUCAAGACGAAGAAGCUGCCCGGCGACUUCCUGAGCACGCUGAGCAGUCUCCUCUGUCUGAAGCGGUCCAUGUUCACACUGGCGCACCUGAGGCACAGCAAAGAGGGCAAGCAGGUUGUCUUCCUGGUGCUGAACUGCGAGGAGGACGAGAACGCAGCGGUGCGCGAGUGCAGCUCGAUCGAGCGCCUCAACUACUUUGUAUCCUUGUCGAAAAAGCAACUCGAGGACCACGGGAUCGAAUCGGUGCAGGGUAGCACCCACAUGCUGGCGUUUGACGACGACGAGAACAGCGGCAAUAUGUUCGGGCUCAUUUUACUCUGUGCGAGCAUAUUGGCAGCAGCCGGCAUGGUAGUCUUCGCCGUGGGUCGUUAUAUGGAGCGGCGCCACCACUUUGUGCAGUUCGGCCUGGACGACGACGACAUUGACGACAUGUACGACUUCAACGCCGUACCGAGUUCUGCCAUGCGCAACCAGUACGAUGCGACGCCUCAGGCAGAGCCGGUCCGCAUCGCCAACUCUGUCAUCGAGAUAGAAGACUAG